AUUUUCAUUGUUAUUUGCCAUGAUAUAUAAGCAGAAACUGUUGUUUAGUUGCUCAAGCAUUUACAUUGCCUGCUCAAUCGCAGUUGUGCUGUUCUUGUUCAUGCAGCUGAGCAGUAAACAGCACGUUGAAACUAUAUACUUUCAACAAUAUGCGAAGUACUCGGAUCAACAUAGCACUAGUAAUGAAAAUUGUCCAGAGUAUUCGCAAAGAUUGAAAGGGAAACUCAAAGUCAAUUCAUCUGUUGUACCAACGGAGGAUGCAGCCAUGAAAAUGGCGGGUGAACGCGUUAUAAAUGGGUGUUACGAACCGAAAGAUUGCCAUUCCAAUCAGACGGUGGCUAUAAUAGUGCCGUACAAAAAUCGACACCAGCAUCUCAUAACGCUUCUGCAUCACUUGCAUCCAAUUUUGCAAAGACAAUCGUUGAAAUAUUGUGUGUUUGUACCCGAACAAUACGACGACGGAGCAUUUAACAAAGGACGUAUAAUGAACGCGGGAGUUUUGGAAAUUCUACAUGAGGCUAGAUACGAUUUCGACUGCCUUGUAUUCCAUGAUGUCGAUAUGCUACUCGAAGAUGAUCGAAACCUGCACAUCUGUGGUGAUGCACCACGUCACUUGUGCCCCGCUAUUGAUAAAUUCAACUAUAAAGUGAGGUACGGAACGGGAUUUGGUGGCGUGGGAUCGAUCAGAGUCGACCAAUACAAGCUAGUAAACGGCCAUAGUAACAGAUUUUACGGUUGGGGUGGUGAAGACAGUGAUAUCGAAUGUAGGUUCAAAUUGAAUGGGUUAAAAACAGAAGCUAACGAUCCACAAUUCGGUCGUUAUAAAAUGAUACCACAUGAACAUCCUUGGCAAUUUGAACCAAAAAGUGGUAUUGGAAGUCAUUUUCAAGCACGGGAUACAAAACUUUUUGAUAUGAAUGAAAUAAUAUUUCCAAAAUCUGAUCCUAGUGGUAUGAAUAACAUGAAAUACGUCGUGAAGAAUAUUUUUAGACAUAAACUUUACACAAAGAUAAAUGUUGACAUUAGGAUCUUUGUGGUCAAUAAGGCAACCGUUAGAUUCGUUGGAAAUUCUAAUAAAGUGAUAGUAGAAAACCCAUUUUUAACGAAUGAUAGACUAGACAAUGAAAAAGAGAAUUCGCGCAUUCAAGGAUAUGGUCUAGAUGCCGGGGACCAAUAUCCUAAUCAUGAAUGCACGUACAAACAUUUCGAAGGGAAAACUGUCAACUUGACAUUAGGUCAAAAAGUUAGUGGUACGUACGACAUCCCAUACCGCAAUCUAGAAGAAGCCAAGUCAAAAUGCUCAAAUUUACAACGGUACUGCGGAUCUAUUGUGGAAACGUCUCCUGGUGUGUAUUUUCUACGUUCUUCCUCUUAUCUUCAUGAAAAUAUUCUAAAAUACAAAUUUGGUCGUCAUCGCCAAAGCAUAUUUACCGAAAGACAUGAAGACAUUUCGGUAUACGUUAAAAUUUGUUCAAGGGAUAUCCGUUAUUUACAAAUAUUUGAAGCACCUGUGAUAUUACAGGAUGAAUUUCCAUUGAAAUCGAUCGAACACCAAGCUGAAGUUGAACUUCUUGUGUAUAACUUUGAAGACGUCAAAUUGAGUUACUCGGUUUCUGUGUAUACAGCACACAAUGCAAUCCUGAAAGAGAGGGAGGCAGUUUUUAACACGUCACUCGGAAUAUAUGAUUCUUUGAUAUUCACAUAUUCAAGUUCAGUGGAAUUCUUUAGCAUGAGUUCAUCGAAUAAGUUUGAAGCCGUGAUAGGAAAAUCUAAACUUAAUAUGGAGACGUUAGUAGAAAAACGGAAAAGUUUUCGAAUCAAAACACCAAAAAUGAAGCUGCUUCUCUAUCCAGGCUGCUAUGUUUGCGAAAGCGUUAUAAAAGAUCAAUUUGGCAGUCCACAUAUGAAAUGGAAGUGGUGGUUCGAGAUUAGAGGAGCAACUCCGGAUAUGGAAAUUAAACUACUAGAAAAUAACUUGCGCGUUGCCAAAGUAAGGAGUACAAAAUUUACAGAAAAACUAACAGAAAGAUUGUUUCAAAAAUAUCCUUCAAUAAAACACCUUCAAAUAGGGGACACUGCUAUUAUAGUUUAAUUCAACGUGAUCAAAAUGUUCUGAUGCAGGGAAUCUUCUGAAAACUACUAUAUUACGUAUUGGCGCUGCUAAACGCAGGAAAUCGGGGUGACGCAUUCUGACCAUUUAGAGUAGACAACCAGGUGGUGGGAUUCAAGGGGUUGAGUAGAACCCUUUCUUGAAAGCGGUAUUAUCAGCUGACCUGUUUUCACAAUUUUGAAUCCCACCACUGAGACAACGACCGUAUCCAUCAGGAAACGACCGCAAAAGAUAUGACAUUUUUGUGAACACUUGCCAUAACUUGAAGGCAAAGAUUGGGUUCAAGUUGAAUUUUCCAAAUAUAUACCUGUAAAUAUGUGCGAUUGUAAAAAAUCAUUUAAUGGUGUCGCGAGAUAACGAUUUAACAGGAUCCCGUUAUGCUAUUCAAACUGUUUUCAAGUCUAUUUCACAAUUUGUCGACUGAAUAAAAUUUUAUGCAAAUUAUAACAUUGGAGUUCACGGCAAUGAUAUGAGCGGCAUUAGGCCGCGACUGGUCCACUAAUAGGCAAGUGUAAAGUGUUACACUCGGUACAGUUGUGAACUUGUGACACCUUUUUUUACAGAUGGUCAUUUAAAAAAAAAAACUGUUUAACUGUGUUUAAAAAAAGUCCUAGGAAUUGUAUCAUAUUUUCGGUACAAGUUAAGAAUAUCCAAAACUCAAUUAAAUUUAUUUGAGCCUGAUUAUAGAAUACGCUUUUUUUCUCACACAGACCAGAAAUAAUAAUUCUAUAAACAUGCAUUGAAAGCCCAAUAUCUCAAAGCUUAUAGUUGACUUAAGUUGGAGAAUUUUUUCUACUAAGAGUAUGAUCUUGUAGUGUGUACUUUUCAUACAAGUUCUCGUUUUUCCAUGGUUACUAUAACUUUAUAAUCGAGAGUUGUAUUUUCAUAUGCUCUUGUGGUAUCCUGUUUAUAUUGUCAUUUUCCGUGUAUAUGCCGUAUGUUCUGCAGAUUUCAUGCUCCAGUACUAUUCUUAUUGCGCCUGUAGUUAUUUAUACCUCUAUCAACUGAAAAAUAUGAUAAAAUAGCAAUUGUCGCCGUCACAUGCUCGUUGCGGGUUACGCCAUUUUGGCUCACACAUUAGGCUUACUAAAACAAGUAAUACUACUUUUAUUCAUUGAAGAAUGUCCUGAACAUAAACCAGCGCGUUGUCUAUUAACCCAUAAAUCAUUGUGACUCACCUCAUUCCCGUAGUUUAUUUGUAAUCUGUUGUUGUUGUUGGACACGUAGUGGACAUAACGAUCGUUUCAAUAUUAUGUUGUUGUUCUUGUUCUUGUUCUUUGACACGUUUUUAAAAAGUCGCUUUUCUCUUCGAGUACUGGACCAAUUGCUUUGAAA
Molecule: messenger RNA, 3445 nt
Organism: Styela clava
Lineage: Eukaryota; Metazoa; Chordata; Ascidiacea; Stolidobranchia; Styelidae
Biological process (GO): carbohydrate metabolic process
Cellular component (GO): Golgi apparatus
Molecular function (GO): galactosyltransferase activity
Source: RefSeq, a predicted model, not a curated record